GAGCCCGAGCCGGAGCCAGAGCGCAGGCCUAGGCGAGGGGAGGUGGCGACUUCGAGGCUCGAUUAGGCUUCGCUUCCGAGGCUGGGGCCAGUCUCUGAUGGUCGAUGAGGGAGGACAGGCAGUUCAUCAUGGGUGGCUUUUUCUCAAGCAUUUUUUCCAGUCUGUUUGGAACCCAGGAAAUGAAGAUUUUAAUUUUGGGAUUAGAUGGAGCAGGAAAAACUACAAUUUUGUACAGAUUACAGGUUGGAGAAGUUGUUACUACGAUUCCUACCGUUGGAUUUAAUGUUGAGACGGUAACAUACAAGAACCUAAAAUUCCAAGUCUGGGAUUUAGGAGGACAGACAAGUAUCAGGCCAUACUGGAGAUGUUGUUAUUCAAACACAGAUGCAGUCAUUUAUGUAGUAGACAGUUGUGAUCGAGAGCAAAUUGGCAUUUCCAAAUCAGACUUAGUUGCCAUGUUGGAGGAAGAAGAGCUGAGAAAAGCCAUUUUAGUGGUGUUUGCAAAUAAGCAGGACAUGGAACAGGCCAUGACUCCCUCAGCGAUGGCAAAUUCACUUGGGUUACCUGCCUUGAAGGACUGAAAAUGGCAAAUAUUCAAAACUUCAGCAACCAAAGACAUUGGCCUUGAUGAGGCAAUGGAAUGGUUAGUUGAAACAUUAAAGAGCAGACAGUAAUUCAGUCACUUCUGCUCCUCUGAAACGAAGACCACAUCACAUAUCCCUUUGGAAAUAGUUAAAGUGUGCUUCACACUACUAAAUGUUAAAACUGUAUGAUUGUCAGCAUAUACCAAACUGACUGCAACAUUUGUAAUAAAUAUUAAAAAUAAGUAUUUGG
Lagenorhynchus albirostris (white-beaked dolphin) is the source of this 834-nucleotide messenger RNA. Its product is annotated as ADP-ribosylation factor-like protein 1. The transcript has a single exon. Gene Ontology annotation, cellular component: cytoplasm; Golgi apparatus. The record is from RefSeq and is a predicted model, not a curated record. The coding region runs from base 105 to 581 and encodes 158 amino acids. Gene Ontology annotation, biological process: vesicle-mediated transport; intracellular protein transport. NCBI's taxonomy places the organism in Eukaryota, Metazoa, Chordata, Mammalia, Artiodactyla, Delphinidae. Gene Ontology annotation, molecular function: GTP binding; GTPase activity.